GAAAGCUGUAGCUCGAACGAUUUAAUAAUUUUUUUCCCUGAACAAAAGAAAAGAAAAAAAGAGUACCACAACACAGAGACAGAGAUGCUAAGCAGGACAGUUGUUUCAGUGUCUGCUGUUUCUUCUUCCUCUUCAACAUCUCCAUCUCGAAUCUUGUGCAAAGUAAACCCAACAAUCCCUAAAUUCUUGGGUCUGAGAGGACUCUCUCAUAAUUUCACAAACUGUACCACAUGGAACAAAAAUUUGAACAUGAGUAGAAAGUGCAAUACAAGAAUGGAGAAUUUCACGACCAAAGCAUCAGCAGCAGCUCAGCCUUUAAAAAACGCAGACGAGCUCAUUGACUCUGUUGAGACUUUCAUCUUUGAUUGUGAUGGAGUUAUAUGGAAAGGAGAUAAAUUGAUCGAUGGCGUCCCUCAAACUCUUGAUAUGCUCCGUUCAAGGGGGAAGAGACUAGUUUUUGUUACAAACAACUCAACAAAGUCUAGGAAACAAUAUGGUAAAAAGUUCGAGACACUUGGUCUUGAUGUCAGUGAGGAAGAAAUUUUCGCAUCAUCCUUUGCAGCUGCGGCCUAUUUGAAGUCAAUUGAUUUCCCAAAAGAUAAAAAGGUUUACGUGGUUGGUGAGGAUGGCAUCUUGAAGGAGCUUGAGCUUGCUGGAUUUCAGUACCUCGGUGGGCCAGAAGAUGGUGGGAAAAAGAUAGAGCUGAAGCCUGGGUUUCUAAUGGAGCACGAUAAGGAUGUUGGGGCAGUUGUUGUUGGAUUUGAUCGCUAUUUCAACUACUACAAAGUCCAGUAUGGAACACUCUGUAUAAGGGAAAAUCCUGGAUGCCUCUUCAUUGCUACAAAUCGCGAUGCAGUCACCCAUCUUACAGAUGCUCAGGAGUGGGCAGGCGGUGGUUCUAUGGUCGGUGCUUUCGUUGGUUCAACUCAGCGUGAGCCAUUAGUUGUGGGAAAGCCCUCAACUUUUAUGAUGGAUUACUUAGCCAACAAAUUCGGGAUUCUCAAGUCACAGAUAUGCAUGGUUGGGGACAGAUUGGAUACUGAUAUUCUGUUUGGACAAAAUGGUGGUUGCAAAACUCUUCUCGUUCUCUCUGGUGUGACCUCAUUGUCAAUGCUUCAAAGUCCAGGCAACUCCAUCCAACCAGAUUUCUACACCAACAAAAUUUCUGAUUUUCUUUCCCUCAAAGCUGCAGCUGUAUGAGCAUGCAAGGACAUUGUGUGCUGCGUUUAGGUCCAUCUCUUAUUUUUCCAAUUAUAAUUGCAGAUAUACAUUCCUGUAUUUUUUCCUUCAAAAUCUAGAAGAAGAGAUGUUGCAAUUUAUAGAAAUCAGCAAGAUGGAAACUUGUUUCACUUUUAUUUA
This is a messenger RNA of Populus nigra (black poplar), 1359 nucleotides long. Its product is annotated as phosphoglycolate phosphatase 1A, chloroplastic-like. Bases 85 to 1200 code for a protein of 371 amino acids. The transcript has 10 exons. Lineage: Eukaryota; Viridiplantae; Streptophyta; Magnoliopsida; Malpighiales; Salicaceae. Gene Ontology annotation, molecular function: phosphatase activity. The record is from RefSeq and is a predicted model, not a curated record.